Messenger RNA from Pneumocystis jirovecii RU7, 1911 nucleotides. Its product is annotated as tRNA dihydrouridine synthase DUS3. The record is from RefSeq and is a predicted model, not a curated record. Gene Ontology annotation, biological process: tRNA processing. Gene Ontology annotation, molecular function: metal ion binding; flavin adenine dinucleotide binding; tRNA dihydrouridine synthase activity. NCBI's taxonomy places the organism in Eukaryota, Fungi, Ascomycota, Pneumocystomycetes, Pneumocystales, Pneumocystaceae. The coding region runs from base 1 to 1911 and encodes 636 amino acids. The transcript has 11 exons.
AUGCGUAAAACUCACUCAGGCGAUCUUCUUGACAUGUCAAAAUUAAAAAAUGAACGAAAUAAUAUAGUAAGACCAGGAAUAGCUAUGAUUAAACCAGAAUAUUUGAAGUGUAUAACUAGUUAUGAAAAAAAGAUAGAUGAAUUAAUUGAUAAAAACAAGGAAUUUUCUGAAAAUAAUGUUUCUGAUAUGAAUGAUUUUAGUAAUUCUUUAGAAGCACCUAUUAAGAAACGUAAAAAACAAAGAGGUCAGAAUAAAAAUAGAAAAAUUGUGUUGGAAAAAGAAAUUGAUCAGUUAUGUCCGUAUAUUUCUGCAGAUAAACAAUGUCAAUAUGGUGAAGACUGUAAAUUUUCACAUUCUAUUGAAGAUUAUUUGAGUCGAAAACCUGAUGAUAUUGGUAAAGUUUGUAGUGUUUUUGAUGCAAAGGGAUGGUGUGCUUCUGGUUGGAGAUGUCGAUGGUUGAAUGGACAUGUGUUGAAGCCUAGUUUGGACACUAAAACAUGGCGUUUAAUCGUAGAUGAUAAUAAAGCAGAAAUUCAUAAAGGGGAUGUUCUUAAUAAAGUUUCUGCUGAUUUUCGGAAGCAGCUUUCUCGUAAAUUGUAUUUAACACCUAAAUCAAGCAGUUAUUUGGCUCUUUUGGAUGAAAAAUUGCACUUAAAUAGUUUUGACGAUCAUGAAUCUGAAAAUAUUGAUGCCAAUACGCUUAAAGAUGUUCCUGUGGAUAAUACGGAAAAAAAAAGGAUUUGUUGGAAAGAUCGAAAGAUUCUUGCGCCUUUAACAACAGUCGGGAAUAUUCCUUUCAGACGUAUUUGUUGCUCUUUUGGUGCGGAUGUGACUUAUUCUGAAAUGAUUGUUUCACUUCCAUUAUUACAAGGUUCAAAAUCUGAAUGGGCUUUACCACGAGCACAUAUUUCAGAGCGAUCUGAGUUAAGAAAUGGAAGAAGAGGACUUUUUGGUGCCCAAAUAUGUGGAAGCAAGCUCUGGCAGUCUAUUAAAGCAACAGAGGUUUUGGCUAAUGUUUGUAAUGAGAUUGAUUUUAUUGAUUUGAACUGUGGAUGUCCAAUUGAUUUGAUUUAUAAACAAGGUGCUGGGUCUGCUUUAUUAGAUUCUCAAACAAAAAUGAUUAAAAUGCUUGGAGGUAUGACUUAUGUAUCUAAUUCUAUACCAAUUACUACAAAAAUUCGUAUGGGAACCAAAGAUAGUAAACCAACUGCAAUUAAGUUGAUUUCCAAAUUAAGAAGAGAACUUAAUUUGAGCGCAGUUGUACUGCAUGCACGGUCUAGACAACAAAGAUAUACUAAAAAAGCUGACUGGGAAUAUAUUCGUCAAUGUGCUUCUAUGAUAAGUGCAGUAAAGAAAUAUGAUGCAUAUAACGAAGAUUAUAAGGAGAAUUCUGAGAUAGGAAAUCCACCUUAUAUGGCAUUUAUAGGUAAUGGUGACAUAUAUAGCUGGGAAGAUUGGGAAGCUGCUAUGGCAUCUGGUGUAGAUACUGCCAUGAUUGCUCGAGGUGCAUUAAUAAAGCCUUGGAUAUUUGAAGAAAUCGAGUCCAAAAAAUACAUAGAUAAAACAUCAAGUCAGAGAUUAGAUAUACUCAGACAGUUCUGCGAGUAUGGUCUUGAUUACUGGGGAUCUGAUGAUUUUGGUGUUAAUACCACUCGACGCUUUUUGUGUGAAUUUCUUUCGUUCUUCCAUCGAUAUGUACCAGUAACCAUGCUUGAAGUGCUUCCUCCAAAUAUUCAAGAUCGGCCUCUUGCUUGGCAAGGUCGGAAUGAAUUAGAAACACUCUUAGCCAGUGAAAAUUCUGAAGAUUGGGUUAAAAUAAGUGAAAUGUUUUUGGGCAAAGUAAAAGAUAAUACAUUCAAAUUUAUUCCAAAACAUAAAAGUAAUUCAUAUGAAAUAGAAGCAGAAGGCUAA